UAUUUUUGGUGGGAAACGGUUCUAUUUUUCGUGGCCUCUCCCGCCUUACCCAUGCCGUCGCCCUUCGCCGUCGCUCCUUCCCCGCCUCUCCGAUGCUUCCACUCUCUCUCCUCCCUUCACCCGAUGUCGCGAUGGAACAUUGCGCGUUUCAGUAAUGGGAAGCUCAGUCUUUUUUCUCCAAUCGAUGUUAAGGAAGGCCAAAAGAGGCAAACUUUGAUCUGUGCUGCCAAUCAAGAAGCUGAGGAGUUGUUUAAAAAAAUAGUGGAGGUGGAUAGGCUGAUAGAUACAAUAAGGGAUGCAAAUGGAAAUGAACUUCAGAAGCUUGUGGUCGAAAACGUCCUUGCUUUCAAUGAGAGCUUUUGGUUGCGACUCGCGGCUAGAACUGAGACUUGCAAAUCUGAGGACGAUAAAAAAGACUAUGAAGAAUUUGCCUCAACUCUAAUGAGCAUAGUGGAUCGCGUUGUUAAUAAAACCAAUGAAAAAAUAGAGUACUCUACUAAUGUUCUAAAGGGAAUUAUAAAGCCUGCACUUGAUGAAGUGGAAGAGAUUCCUUGGCCUCCUCGAGAUCCUGAAACUCUCAAGCUUAUGGAGAGAGAAAUCAACCAGAGAGAGCUGGAAGGGGAACUGGAUGAAGGGUUCCUCUCAGAAGUUAAUGCACAGUUACGGAAAGCGAAAGAAGAUGGGGACAAACCAGGGCUUGAGGCUAUGUUGCAAAAAGUUUUCCAACUAUAUGCAGCCAAAGUACUUUCUAGACGUAGCUAUGCAAGAAAAGGGAAUCAGAUUUUAAAGGCAGAAGUGUUUCUUGAGACCAUAAUCAAAGCUCCUGAAGAAGAGUGGAAUAAGCUUUUGAUCAACGGUAUAACUCUUGGUAAAGGGGAAAUCUCCCCGGAGGAACUUCAUGCCGUUAUUAAGAAACGCAUUGAACGAACUUUGAUCCGGACGGAUGGAGGUUCUUAUGAGCAGCGCGUCCUUGUCGAAUACCUGAAGGGAAUUCAAAAAAGAGCGGAGGAGGUUGUCCAAGUACUCCAGGGCAAGAAGCCACAAUAGUUUGUGUUUGAAUUCCAAGAGGGAGAAAUUCAUUAAAUGUUUUUCGUGCACAUAAUAUGGAAAGAAGUUCGUCCAUGUAGUCGAAAAAUGAAGAGGGCAAUUCCCUUAUGAAGAGGAAAUGCGGAUUUGGAUUUUGGGACGAGGAAUACACCAUUAGGCAACCAGAAUCUUACAAGGCAGUCUGUGAACCUUGUGAAAGCACCUGCUAAUAUGUAUGCCUGAAAUCAUUCUUUUGCAGACUGGGCCCCGUUCCAGAACAGAAAAAAGCCCCUUAUUUUUUAAGAAGGCAAUUUCAAGCUCAAAAAUUAUAGGCUUGUUGAAAUCUAAAAAUAUGCAAUAUUGAUCUUGUUUGAAACAUCU
Molecule: messenger RNA, 1407 nt
Organism: Rhododendron vialii
Lineage: Eukaryota; Viridiplantae; Streptophyta; Magnoliopsida; Ericales; Ericaceae
Exons: 11
Coding region: 52-1047 (331 amino acids)
Source: RefSeq, a predicted model, not a curated record